CAUUAAUAGUGAAUGCCUUUAUUUAUGUAUAAAGGGGCAAGGCCUUGUACUAUUUAUUCAUAUAACUUCACCUACCUGUGGUGGGGAUAAGUUCCGGCGGUACAUCCAAUAACAAGGAAGUAUAGGCUAGUUGAUAUGAAAUUAGGUCAUUGACAAGCAGUGCAUUAUCACCAGCACCAUGAGCUGUAACAUGUUUGAUGAAGAUAAGAAAUCUGAAGAAGGAAAUCAUUUGCAUGGAAGCUGUUGGUCAAAAGAAUCCUGCCAGCUGGACAGAAGGAAUUCGUUAGUGGAAACUGAGAAAGUGGAACACACUCUAGUGGCAGGCAGUGAUAGUUUACACAGACAUAAUACAUCCCACUGUGAAAGUAUUUAUGAGUGUGAUGAUUCUUAUCAUGAUGGUCACCCGUAUCUGUUUAGUGAAAUACACGAUGACGGUAGUCAAUCAUAUGAAUUUGAAGAGCUGUGCAGAAGUGAUAAUUCUGUAAGCAGAGUGUCUCAUGUGAGAAGAAAACAAGAUGGAUGUAGUGAAUGUAAAGAGAACUAUGAGAACAGCCAACCAGCAGUACAUAACACUGAAGAACUUAAUAAUUGUGAGACUGGCAAUUGUCUGUCAGAAUCAAAUCAUACUAUAGGAGACGAUUCCUGUGAAUGUAAUGAAUCUUGUGCAGAUAGUCAAAUUGAUGAUGACAAUCAGUCCUACAGGAGUACAUACACAACGGACCUUUCAGAGGAUGAAUCACUGUACUAUAACAGUGAGGCUGAGAAUGAUGAUGGUGAUGAUGAUGAUGACGAUGAUGAUGAUGAGGAGGAGGAAGCAGAUGACAGCACACGUCCUUUGUACAUUAUUGAAUGUAACUCUGAAGAGUUUCUAGAAACUCGUCCUUCUACAGGCUUUGCAACAAUAAUAAGGGCCUUCAGUGUUUGGGCAGAAAUGGAGCAAUUUGAGAAGCCACCGCCACCAGCAGCAAAAGAAGUGAUACAGAGUCUGGAAAAUUUGUCAAUAACAGAAAAAGGGUACCAGUGUCCAGUGUGCUUAGGAAUUUGUGAAAUCGGCGAGACUUUAAAAUUGCUUCCUUGUACUCAUGCAUUUCAUAAUGAGUGCAUUCUGCCAUGGUUAGAAAAGACAAAUACUUGCCCAUUGUGUCGACAUGAAAUGCCAACUGACAAUGAAGAUUAUGAGUUGUUCAAAAGAAUUGAAACAGGAAGGCAACUGAGAAACUAAAUGGUCUGUGCAUUUAUGUUGUUAUUCAUGAGUAAAAUAUACCAAAUGAUAGAAUUUUGUAGCUGGAAACAUUAAGCAUGUCAUUCAUCUGCUUGUAUCUGAUUGUCAGUGGAGAAGUGUACUAUAUUCUUGUGCUGUGUUGUAUUUUGAUGCCACAGUUUUGUACUGAUAAGGGAGUGUGAAGAAGGCACAAUUGAUUUAGAUGUCAUGAAGAGAAAGUAGUUGCAUUUUCAUCUAUUGAAAGCUAUUGACCAUUGAAAAUGGUUGUGUUAGUGUCUUGUAAUUGAGGAAAAUUCCUAUGUCAACACAGAAAA
Molecule: messenger RNA, 1536 nt
Organism: Schistocerca piceifrons (Central American locust)
Lineage: Eukaryota; Metazoa; Arthropoda; Insecta; Orthoptera; Acrididae
Product: E3 ubiquitin-protein ligase Praja-1-like
Exons: 4
Coding region: 179-1222 (347 amino acids)
Biological process (GO): protein ubiquitination
Cellular component (GO): cytoplasm
Molecular function (GO): ubiquitin protein ligase activity
Source: RefSeq, a predicted model, not a curated record